Molecule: messenger RNA, 459 nt
Organism: Macrosiphum euphorbiae (potato aphid)
Lineage: Eukaryota; Metazoa; Arthropoda; Insecta; Hemiptera; Aphididae
Source: the annotation of a GenBank genome assembly
AUGGAUUCUGCUUCUGCUGAAAAUACAAAUCGACUUAAGCCACUCAAUGAUUUAAGUAAUGAAGAUCAACUUUUAAUAUCUAUGUGCACAGUGGCUAGGGAGAGAGCAUAUGUUCCAUAUAGCAACUUCAAAGUCGGCGCAGCGUUGCGAUGUGAUGAUGGUACCAUAUUCUCAGGCUGUAAUGUAGAAAAUGCCUCAUAUGGGCUCGCAAUAUGCGCUGAACAAACAGCUAUUGUGAAAGCUGUAAGUGAAGGAAAAACUAAAUUCACUACAAUUGCAGUUGCAGGAUUGAACAAUAAUCAAUUUGUUUCUCCUUGUGGUGCUUGUAGACAAGUAUUAAGUGAAUUUAAUAAUCCCAAUAAUGACAUGAUUGUUUAUUUAUACCAACCGGAGGGUAGUAAUGUAGUUAAGACAAGUGUGUCUGAACUACUUCCAUUGGAUUUUAAAUUUAAUUAUUAG